AUGUUAUGGGGGGGGUGGUUGGUGGAUUUGGUGGAUGGGAGUGUUUUGGGUGUUAAUUUUAUGUGGGGGGGAUUUGGGGGUGGGUGGUGGGGGUGGUGGGUGGUGUGGUGGGGGGGUGGGUGUGGGGGGGUUGGUGGGGGGGUUGGGGUGGGUGGGUGUUGGUGGGUGGGGGGUGGGGGGGUGUGGGUGGGGUGGGUGGGUGUGGGGGUGGGUGUGUUGGGGGGUGGGUGGGUGGUGGUUGUGGGGGGGUGUUGGGUGGUGUGGGUGGGGUUGGGUGGGGUGGGGGGGGUGGUGGGGUUGGGUGGUGGGUGUUUGGGUGGGUGGGUGGGGUGGUGUGUGGUGGGGGGUGGGUGGGGGGGUGUGGGUGGGUGUGUGGGGGGGUGUGGGGGUGUGGUUGGGGGUGGUUGUGGGUGGGGGUGUGUUGGUGGUUUGGUUGGGGGUGUGGUGGGGUGGGUGUUGGGGUGGUUUGUUGGUGUGGUGGGGUGUGUGGGGUGGGUGUGGUUGGGGGUGGGGUGGUGUGGGGUGGGUGGGGUGGUGGUUGGGGGUGGUGGGGGUUUGGUGUGGGGUGUGGGGUGGGGUUGUGGGGGGGGGUGGUGUGGGGUGGGUGGUGGGUGGGUGUUGGGGGGUGGUGGGGUGUGGUUGUGGGGGGGUUGGUGUGGGGUGGUGGGUGGGUGGGGGUGUUGGGGGUGGGGGGUGGGUGUGUUGUGGUGUGUGGGGGUGUGGGGUGUGGGUGGUGGGGGGUGGGUGUUGGGUGUUGGUGUGGGGGUGGGUGUUGGGUGGUGGGUGGGGUGGUGUGGGGGUGGUUGGGGGGGUUGUGGGUGGGGGUGUGGGUGGUGUGGGGUGGGGGUGUUGGGGUGGGGGGUGGUGUGGGGUUGUUGGUGGGGGGGGUGGGGUUGUGGUGUGGUGGGGUGUUGGUGGGGUGGGGGUGGGGUGGGGGGGUGGGUGGGUGUGGGGGUGGGGGGGGGGGGGGGUGUUGGGGUGUGGGUGGUGGGGGUGGUGUGGGGGGGUGUGGGUGGUGGUGGGGUGGUGUGGGGGUGUGGGUGUGUGGGUGGGGUGUGGUUGGGUGUGGUGGGGUGGGGGGUGUGGUGGUGUGGGGUGGGUGUGGGUUUGGGGGGGGGUGGGGUGUUGGGGGGGUGGGGUGGGGGUGGGUUGGGGGUGUGGGGGGGGUUGGGUGGGGUGGGGGUGGGUGGGGUGUGGGGGUGUGGGUGUGGGGGGGGGUGGGGGUGGUUGGUGUGGGUGGGGGGUGGUGGGUGUGGGGGGGGGGUGGGGUGGGGGUGUGUUGGGGGGUGGGUGGGUGGGGGGUGGUGUGGUGGUGGGGUGGGGUUGGUGGGGGGUGGGUGGGGUGUGGUGUGGUGGGGGUGUUGGUGGGGUGUGGGGUGGUGUUGGGGUGGGGUGGUGGGGGGGUGUUGGUGGUUGGGUGGGGGGGUGUUGGUGGUGUGGGUGGUGUGGUGGGUGGGUGUGGGGGGUGGGGUGUGGGGUUGGGGUGGGUGUGGGGUGUGGGUUGUGGGGGUGUGGUGGGUGUGGUGGUGGGGGGGUGGGGUGGUGUGGUGGGGUUGGGUGGGUGUGGGUGGUGUGUGGGGUGGGUGUGGGGGGGUUGGGUGGUUGUGUGGGGUGUGGGUGUGGGUGUGGUGGUUGUGGGGGUGGUGUUGGGGUGGUGGGGUGGUGUGGGUGGGGUGUGGUGGGGGUGGGUGGGGUGUUGGGGGUGGUGUGGGUUUGGUGGGGGGUGGUGGUGGGGGGUGUUGUGGGGGUGGGUGGGGGGGGUGGGGGGGUGUGGUGUGGUGGGGUGGUUGGGGGGGGGGUGGUGGGUGGGGGUGUGGUGGGUUGUGGGUGGGGGUGGGUGGUGUUGUGGUGGUGGGUGUGGGGGUGGGUGGUGGUUGGGUGUGGGGGGGGUGUGUGGUGGGUGUGGGGUGGGUGGGGUGUUGGGGGGGUGGGGGGGGGGUUGUGGGUGGGUGGUGGGGGUGUGGGGGGUGGGGGUGGUGUGGGGUGGUGGGUGGGGGGGUGUGGGGGGGUGGGGUGGGGUGGGGGUGUGGUGUGGGGGUGGUGUGGGUGGGUGGGGUGGGUGUGGUGGGUGGUGUGGGUGGGGUGGGGGUUGGGGUGGGUGGGUGGUGGGGGUGGGGUGGGGUGUGGUGGGGGGUUGUGGGGGUGGGGGGUGGUGGGGUGUGGUGGGGGUGGGUGGUGGGGGUGGGGUUUGGGUGGGGGUGGGGUGUGGGUGUGGGUGGGGUGGUGGGGUGUGGGGGGUUGGUGGGGGGUGUGGGGUGUGGUGGUGUGGGGGGGGGGUGUGGGUGGGGGUGGGGGGGUGUGGGGGGUGGGUGUGUGGGGUGGGGUGUGGGUGGGGGUUGGGGGGGUGGGGUGUGGGUGGGGUUGGGGGGGUGGGGUGUGUUGGGGGGUGUGGGUUGGGUGGGGUGGGGUGUGGGGUGGGGUGUGGGUUGGUGGGUGGGGUGUGGGGGUUGGGUGGGUGGGUGUGUUGGGGGGGGGUGUGGUUGGUGUUGGGUGUGGGGUGUGUGGUUGGGGGGUGUGGGGGUGUGUGGGUGUUGGGGGUGGGUUGGGGGGUGUGGUGUGGGGGGGGGUUGGUGGGGUGGGUGUUGGUGGGGGUGGGUGGGGUGUGGGGUGGGGGGGUUGUGGGUGUUGGUGGGGGUGUGGGUGGGUGGGUGGGGGUGGUUUGGGGGGGGGUGGGUUGGGUUUGGUGUGGGGGUUGGUGGUUGUUGGUGGGGGGGUGGGUUGGGGGGUGUGUGGGGGUGGUUGUGGUGGUGGGUGUGGUGUGUUGGGGGUGUGGGGUUGUGGGUGGGUUGUGGGGUUGGUGGGGUGUGGGGUGGUGUUGGUGGGGUGGUGUGGGGGUGUUGGGUGGGGUGUUGUGGUGUGUGGGGGGUGUGUGGGUUGUGGUGUUGUGUGGGUGGUGGGGGUGGGGGUGUGUUGGUGGGUGGUGGGGGGUGUGGGGGUGUUGGUGGGUGUGGGGGUGGGUGGUUGGUGGGGUUGUGGUGGGGGGGUGGGGUGGGGGUGGUUGGGGUGGGGGGUGUGGGUGGUGUGGUUGUGGGUGUUGGGUGGUGUGGGGUGGUGGGGGUUGUGGGUGGGGUGGGGGGGUUGGGGUUGGUGGGGUGGUGGGUGGGGGUGGUGGUGUGGUGGGUGUGGGGGGUGGGGUGGUUUGGGUGUGGGGUGGGGUGGUGGGGGUGUGGUGGGGGGUGUGGUGGGUGUGGUUGUGUGGGGUUGGUGGGGGGUGGGGGUUGGGGGUGUGGUGGUGGGUGGGGGUUGUGGGGGGUGUUGGGGUGGGGGUGGGUGUUGGGGGGUUGGGGGGUGGUGGGGUGGUGUGUGGUGGGGUUGGGUGGUGGUUGUGGGGGUGGGGGGUGUUGUGGUGUGGGGUGGUGGGGGGUGGGGUGGUUGGGGUGGUGGUUUGUGGGGGGGUGGGGGUUGGUGGGGUGGGGUGGGGGUGGGGGUGGGUGGGUGUGGUGGUGUGGGGUUGUGGGUGUGGUGGGGGUGGGUGUGGGGUGUUGGUGGUUUGUGGGUGGGGGGGGUGGGUUGGUGUGUGGUUGGGUGUUGGGGUUGUGGGGUGUGUGGGGGUGGGUGGGGUUGUGGUGGUGGGUUGGUGGGGGUGUGGGUGGGGUUGUGUGGGGGGUGGGUGGGUGGGGUGGGUUGGGGUUGUGGGGGGGGGGGGUGUGGGUGGGGGGUUGGGUGGGGUGUGGGGUGGUGGGUGGGGGUGUGGUGGGGGGGGUUGGGGUGGUUGUUGGGUGGGGGUGGGGGGUGGGGGGUGUGGUUGUGGGUGUUUGGGUUGUGGGUGGUGGGGGGUGGGUGGGUGUUGUGGGUGUGUGGGGUUUGGGUGUGUGGGUUGGUGGUGGUUGGUGUGGUGGGUGUUGGGUGGGUGGUGGGGGGGGGUGUGGUGGGGGUGUGGGGUGGGUGGUGGGUGGUGUUGUGGUGUUGGGUGGGGUUGUGUUGGGGGUGUGGUGUGUUGUUGGGUGGUGUGUGGGGUGUGGGUGGUGGGGGGUGGGGUGGGGUUGGGUGGUUGUGGGGGUGGGUGUGGGUGGGGUGUGUGUGGUUGGUGUUUGUGGGUGGGGGUGUGGGGUGGGUGGGUUGGGGUGGUGGGGGGUUGUGGUGGUUGUGGGUGGUUGGUGGGUGGUGUUGGGUGUGGUGUGUGGGGUGGGGGUGGGUGUGGUGUGUGGUGGGGGUUGGUUGUGUGGGUGUGUUGUUGGGGGUGUGGGGUGUGGUUUGGUGGUGUGGGUUGUGGUGUUGGGUGUGGUGUGGGGUGUGAGGGUGGGGAAUUUAUUUAUAGGGAGAGUAAUUGGAGGGAUGAAUAAGGUGAUGGAUUGUGAUGGGGGGGGAAUGGGGGUGGGGGAGGAUAGUAGGAGUGGGAGGGAGAUUAAGAGGAAGGAUCGGGGGAAGCAGCAGCUCGCAUCCCGUUCUCCUCCUCUGCUCUCCGGCUUCACUCCGUCCGCCCUCCCGCUGCGCAGCUCCGGGACCUCCAGGACCUCCACACACACACCCCACACACCCACACCCACUCCCGGGGACAUGGCGCAGGACCACAGCGGCUUCCAGGAGCUCGAGGACGGAGACGAGCUGUUCCCAGACCCCGACGAGUCGCCUCAGGAGCAGAGCACAAAUGGACCCCGACAGAGCUGCAUGUUUGAGGAGGACCCUGACGACCUGUUCGCUGAGGCCACAGAGGAGGUGUCCUUGGACAGCCCAGAGCGGGACGUGCUCCUCUCGGAUGGUCCCUCACCCGCACUCACACCCCUUUCUCCCCCAAGCUCUGUGAUGGCCCCUCGACUGGCCCCCGACAUGUUCACGCACUCCUCCUUCGAUGAGAUAGAGGAAGAGGAGGCUGGGGACUCUCUGGACAUCCUCAUCUCGGUGUCAGACCCAGAGAAAGUCGGAGACGGGAUGAACGCUUACAUGGCCUACAAAGUCACCACAAAGACGACGCUGUCCUUGUUCAAACUCAAAGACUUCUCUGUGAAACGCCGCUUCAGUGACUUCUUAGGACUUCACAGUAAACUGGCCUCAAAAUACCUCCACAUCGGCUACAUCGUGCCCCCCGCCCCAGAGAAGAGCAUUGUGGGAAUGACGAAAGUGAAAGUGGGGAAAGAGGACCAGUCGUCAAAUGAGUUUGUGGAAAAGCGACGCUGUGCUUUAGAGAGGUACCUGAUGCGGACGGUCAAACACCUGGUUCUACUCAAAGACCCAGAUCUGCUGCAGUUCCUCGAGAGCCCAGAGCUGGCGCGGGCCGUGAGCACUCAGGCUCUGAGUGGAGCUGGACUCAUGCGGAUGAUGAACAAAGCUGCAGACGCCGUCAACAAGAUGACCAUCAAAAUGAACGAGUCCGACACCUGGUUUGAGGAGAAACUGCAGCACUUUGAGAACCUGGACGUUCAGCUGAGGAAACUCCACAUCAGCAUCGAGUCGCUCGUCUGUCACCGGAAAGAGCUGUCGUUGAACACGUCCCAGUUCGCUCGCUCGGCCGCCAUGUUGGGGAACAGCGAGGAGCACACGGCUCUGUCCCGCGCGCUCUCGCAGCUCGCCGAGGUCGAGGAGAAAGUGGAGACGCUUCAGAACCAACAGGCCACAAACGACUCCUGCCUCCUGUCCGAACUCGUAGGAGACUACGUCCGCCUGCUCGCUGCUGUGAAGGGCGUGUUCGAGCACCGGGUGAAGACGUGGCAGAAGUGGCAGGACACUCAGCUGUUGCUUCAGAAGAAGAGAGAAGCGGAGGCCAAACUACAGUUCACCAACAAACCAGACAAGCUGCAGCAGGCGCGGGACGAGAUCAAAGAGUUGGAGCUGAAGGUGUCUCAGGGCGAGCGGGACUUUGAGCAGAUCUCAAAAACCAUCCGCAAAGAAGUGUCGCGGUUCGAGAAAGACCGAGUGAAGGAUUUUAAAGAGAUUAUCGUUAAAUAUCUGGAAACACUGCUGCUGUCGCAACAACAGAUGAUUAAAUACUGGGAGGCCUUUUUACCUGAAGCCAAGGCCAUCUCAUAG
Molecule: messenger RNA, 5964 nt
Organism: Knipowitschia caucasica
Lineage: Eukaryota; Metazoa; Chordata; Actinopteri; Gobiiformes; Gobiidae
Source: the annotation of a GenBank genome assembly